Argentina anserina (silverweed cinquefoil) is the source of this 1229-nucleotide messenger RNA. RefSeq lists its product as uncharacterized. The transcript has 5 exons. The coding region runs from base 50 to 910 and encodes 286 amino acids. The record is from RefSeq and is a predicted model, not a curated record. NCBI's taxonomy places the organism in Eukaryota, Viridiplantae, Streptophyta, Magnoliopsida, Rosales, Rosaceae.
GUUGAGAGUUGAGUGAGAAAACACUACGAUUGAGCUUGUUUAAGAAAAAAUGAUGAGAGUGAGUUUCUUAAUGUUGCUUGCCAUGGCUUUGGCAGCGACUGCUGUUCAUGCUCGCCUAGACCUAUUUGCAAUUGGUCAGCUGCUUACCCCAAAUACCCAACCAGGCCAGAAUGUUGGAUGCCAGAAAAUUCCAUUUUUACUGUGCGAUCGUGUCUGUGAUCGUUGCAUUUGCGAUAGGCGUGUGCCAGAACAUGCAGAGUGCACUUGUGCACAAUGGAAACCGUUUGGAGAACAUCCGAGAUCCGACGGAGCACAGGUCCAUGUGAUUGAAAAAGAAAAAUCACAAAUUGCAGUAGAGUCAGCUUCAGGAACCAUUCCAUAUACAGAAUGCAUCAAAACCUGCGAUGAAUGUUUCUGCACCCAGAAGUGGCCUCCAGAGAGCAAUGUGUGCAUUUGCAUCAACCACAGCAAAUCAAAGAAACCAGCUGUUGUGGUCGAAGAAGUGACCGCAGAAUUGAAUAGAGAAUUGGCCUUGGUCUCCAAGCCGCUUGCAAAAUCAGUAGGAGGCUUUAUUCCAUAUCCGGAAUGCAUAGAAAAAUGCGAUGAGUGUGUGAUUUGCACUAAAAUCUAUCCAAUUGAGGCUGCACUGUGCUAUUGUGGUAAGAAGACUGCUUCCAACUCCAAGAAACCAGCACUCGAAUAUGCGGAAAAAUUGCUUACAAAAUUGGACGUAGUCGCCAUACCAGUUGCAAAAUCAGUGGGAGGCUUUAUUCCAUACCCAGAAUGCAUAGAGAAAUGUGAUGAGUGUGUGAUUUGUACACUCCCUUAUCCAAUUGAGAAAGCAUUGUGCUACUGCGGUAUGAACACGAAAGCUGAAGGCAGAGCCCUCCCUAUCUCGCUAGCGGACUAACUUGCUAGCUUAGUUGCUAGCUGUUCUUCCCCAAAUGGUUGAUCGAGUUCGUUGAUAAAUAAAAGGGCUAUAAUAUGGUGGGUUUGACGCCUACUAUUGAUGCCCUGGACUUCCUUUGAGCUUCCUUAAUGAUGUGUUCUAAGGACUAAGGCUUUAGUUAGUUGUUAUGCACAAUAAGCUUGCAUUUGUCUCUGCAUAUAUGUAAGUGGUCCGGAUUAUGUUAUAUGUAUGAUGUUGUUAGUUUCAAUCAACUGCAUUAAGGGAUACACUACAUAAACUAUGUACCGGUUACAUAUAAUAAUUUUUCUUAUUCAAAACA